AUGUCCUCCCAGAACCUCACUGUAGUGACAGAGUUCAUUCUCUUGGGACUCACAGAGGACCCAGCACUAGAGAAGAUCCUGUUUGCGGUGUUCCUGGUGAUCUACCUCAUCACACUGGCAGGGAAUCUGUGCAUGAUUGUGCUGAUCAGAACUAACUCCCACCUCCAAACUCCCAUGUAUUUCUUCCUCGGACACCUCUCCUUCGUAGACAUUUGCUAUUCUUCCAAUAUUACUCCAAAUAUGCUCUGCAGUUUCCUCUCGGGCCAGAAGACCAUCUCCUAUGCAUUGAGCCAUGAGGAUAUAGAAAGUCUGAAAGUCUUGGAUCGCUACGUGGCCAUCUGUAGCCCUUUACAUUACAGCUCCAGGAUGUCCAAGAACGUCUGUGUCUGUCUCGUCACUGUCCCUUACGUGUUUGGCUUCCUCAAUGGACUCUCCCAGACACUGCUGACUUUUCACUUGUCCUUCUGUGGCUCCCUGGAAAUCAACCAUUUCUACUGUGCUGACCCUCCUCUCUUAAUGCUGGCCUGCUCUGACACUUACAUCAAAAAGAUGGCAAUGUUAAUAGUAGCUGGAUUUACUUUCUCAAGCUCUCUCUGCAUCAUUCUUCUCUCCUACUUUUUCAUUUUUGCAGCCAUCAUGAGAAUCCGUUCUGCUAAAGGAAGGCACAAAGCCUUCUCCACUUGUAGUUCCCAUCUGACAAUGGUCACCAUAUUUUAUGGAACCCUCUUCUGCAUGUACUUAAGGCCUCAUUCAGAAAAAUCUUUAGAAGAGUCCAAAGUAUUUUCAGUUUUUUAUACCUUUGUGAGCCCAAUGUUGAACCCACUAAUCUAUAGUCUAAGGAACAAAGAUGUGAUUCAUGCCAUGCAUCAAGUGAUAAGGGGAAAAGUCUUUCACAAAAGUGCAGUUUAG
Molecule: messenger RNA, 909 nt
Organism: Tupaia belangeri chinensis (Chinese tree shrew)
Lineage: Eukaryota; Metazoa; Chordata; Mammalia; Scandentia; Tupaiidae
Product: olfactory receptor 5M1-like
Exons: 2
Coding region: 1-909 (302 amino acids)
Biological process (GO): G protein-coupled receptor signaling pathway
Cellular component (GO): membrane
Molecular function (GO): G protein-coupled receptor activity; olfactory receptor activity
Source: RefSeq, a predicted model, not a curated record